GUCAAAUAAUUUUGGCAAUUUUGGCCCACUAAGUAAGGUGGUUUCAAUAACCACACCACUAAGAGGAUCAACACAAAUAGGAGAGACUGAAAGAGAAAUAAAUGAAAAUGCAAUUAUACAACCUACAUAA
Messenger RNA from Entrophospora candida, 130 nucleotides. The record is from the annotation of a GenBank genome assembly. Lineage: Eukaryota; Fungi; Glomeromycota; Glomeromycetes; Entrophosporales; Entrophosporaceae.